Alternaria postmessia is the source of this 444-nucleotide messenger RNA. RefSeq lists its product as uncharacterized. The annotation marks the transcript as partial. The record is from RefSeq and is a predicted model, not a curated record. NCBI's taxonomy places the organism in Eukaryota, Fungi, Ascomycota, Dothideomycetes, Pleosporales, Pleosporaceae. The transcript has a single exon.
AUGCCCUUGCUGUACGGGGAGGGUAACAAGGCUUUUGUGCGUCUACAAGAGGAAAUCAUUAAGAAGAACAAUGAAGAUGACUCUAUCCUAGCAUGGGGCUUGGAUACUAGGGAACCGAUAUCUUCUGUGAACAAGACAUUUCCAGAAUACACACCUCCUACGCUUGAGGGUGAGAUGCUUGCAAAGUCGCCCUUGGAUUUUAAGAACUGUGUAAAUUUGGCUCGAGCGCCAGUUCCUGGCCCGUUAUUGGCACUUGAUAAUGUUGGCAUCAAUAUUCGACUUCCACUUGUUCUUAUGCAUAUUUCCACGGUAGCGACAACGGCUGAGAAGUUUUGGAUCGGCCUUCUCAGCUGUUCACUGCAGACGAACAAAAGCGCUUGUAUGCUUGGCAUUUUGCUCUCUCCCAAGGACUGGCGUGUGCAACAGACCUCUCCACGCUACAUG